UUUUUUUUCAGGCCAAAUCUAGCUGUAAUAGUAUUUGUCUCCCUUCAGAAAAAAAAAACUUCUAUAGAAAUCUUCAAUUCGAGAAACUAACUAGACGAAGGUUUCUCUUUUUCGUCUAGAUUUGAUUCAGUUCUUGAUCUCGUCUUUCUUUCUCGAAGGUGUUGUUCAGUUUUAUUGGGUAUGUCUUGUCAUAUUUCGUCAGUUCUUGUCUUUGCUUGCUUCAAUCUCUGUUUGACGCUGUUCUGUUCUGUUAUGUUUUAUAUGUUUUCAAGCUCAUGUGUUUGAUUCGAUUCCUUCAUUAUCGUGCUUCAGCCCCUUUUUAGUCCCAGAUAUGAAUCUCUCUUUGUUGAAGUUUCGAGGUUUAACAGUUUCUCCUGUAAUGUUAAUUUGGUGAAAUGUUUGAUCAGUUGAUGACUCUUUUUUGGAUUAUAUGUAGUUUUAAGUUGCUUGAAUGUUUAACCCCCACUGCUCCAAUGAAAUUAGAAUCUGCUCUGUUUGAAUAAUUUGGUAGGAGCCUUGGACAAAUAGUUGGAGAGAACUGGUCUGAAACAAUGCAGUUAUAUCACCAUCCUUACUCAAUAGACAGCCAAAGAGUGAGACUAGCUUUGGAAGAGAAAGGCAUUGAUUACACAUCAUACCAUGUCAAUCCCAUCACAGGCAAGCACAUGGACCCUUCCUUCUUUAGGAUGAAUCCCAACGCCAAACUUCCCGUUUUCAGGAAUGGUUCUCACAUCAUUUUGGACACUAUUGAGAUCAUAGAGUACUUAGAGAGAAUAGCUGAAGUUUCCUCUGGUAUAGAAGAUGCUACUUUUAAUAGAGAAGUUGUUGAAUGGAUGCGGAAGAUUAGGGAAUGGGAGUCCAAACUUUUCACUCUUGCUCACAUACCGGAUAAUCGUCGCCUCUAUGUUUCCAAGUUCUUGAGGAUGGUAGUGAUUGCAAGGAUGGCUGAGUCUCCAGACUUAGCUAGUGCUUACCAUAGGAAGCUAAGGGAAGCAUACGAUACAGAAGACAAACUAAAAGACCCUGGGGCCUUAAGGAGAAGCAAAGACCAUUUGCUUAGGCUUCUAGAUGAGGUUGAAACAAAGCUAGAGGGGACAACCUAUUUGGCUGGGAAUGAGUUUAGUAUGGCUGAUGUAAUGCUAAUCCCGGUGCUAGCUCGGUUAUCGCUCUUGGAUUUGGAAGAGGAGUAUAUAAGUAGCAGGAAGAAUCUUGCUGAGUAUUGGGCUCUUGUGAGGAGGCGGCCAAGUUACAAGAAGGUAAUUGGAAGGUACUUCAAUGGCUGGAGAAAAUAUGCAACACUUGUAAAAACUUGGAUGUUUGUUAGAGUCAGAAGUUUACUCAGAAAAUAUUGAAUAUCAAAAGUUUGCCUUGUUUCUUUUCCACCUUUUCAUUUUCCAGGAGAUGCUUAAGAAAAUUAAUUAUUUCAGAAGUUUUAAGAUGCAAAGAUCUCAAGGUAACUUAAAAAGAUUAAAGAAUGUGAUUGCUUUUACAUUGAAAUGGGACUUUUUGAUUGUAAAAGAAUUUAGAAUAUACUAAAGAAAGGAGAGGGAUAGGAAAGAAACGCAUAUGACUCCCCUAGAGGGGAUUGAUUUUCCUAUGGGCCAAAUAAACCAAUCAAUCACUGUAAUUCUCCUUUAAGAGAUGCAUUGUCUCCAUUUCAACUUCAUCGACUGUACUUCUCUAAAAUUAAGAAUACUUAACUGUUGAGCUUCUUCUCUAAAGUUAGAUUUCCAGGUAUAGGGCUGUUUGCUGUU
Messenger RNA from Arabidopsis thaliana (thale cress), 1754 nucleotides. Its product is annotated as Glutathione S-transferase family protein. NCBI's taxonomy places the organism in Eukaryota, Viridiplantae, Streptophyta, Magnoliopsida, Brassicales, Brassicaceae. The record is from RefSeq and is marked reviewed. The transcript has 2 exons. Bases 552 to 1352 code for a protein of 266 amino acids. Gene Ontology annotation, molecular function: glutathione transferase activity. Gene Ontology annotation, cellular component: plasma membrane.